Messenger RNA from Cynocephalus volans (Philippine flying lemur), 1967 nucleotides. RefSeq names its product cocaine esterase-like. The transcript has 12 exons. Lineage: Eukaryota; Metazoa; Chordata; Mammalia; Dermoptera; Cynocephalidae. Gene Ontology annotation, cellular component: intracellular membrane-bounded organelle. Gene Ontology annotation, molecular function: carboxylic ester hydrolase activity. Bases 281 to 1957 code for a protein of 558 amino acids. The record is from RefSeq and is a predicted model, not a curated record.
CCAAAGGGAACCCGAGCAGAAAAGAGGCCACGCCGCCCUUGCUAGCCAUUGGCUCUCCACGUGACCUGUGCCCGCUCGUCCCGCUCUCCUGCCGACCCACCUUGCCCUGCCCCAAUCCCGCGGGCCCCACCUGCUCCCCGCCCUGUGCAAACUCCGUGCCGGUGAGACAUCAAUCCGCGAUCCGCGGCAGGACCGGCCCAGGCAGCCUCCGAGAAAAGCAGCGCGCCCGCCCGCAGCGCAAAGGAAGACCUGCGAGUAGACCAUACCCCGCGAGCAGACCAUGCGGCUGGACCGACUUCGCGCGCGGCUGAGCGCCGUGGCCUGUGGGCUCCUGGUUCUCCUCGUCCGGGGCCAGGGACAGGACUCUGCCAGCCCCAUCCGGACCACGCACACGGGGCAGGUGCGAGGAAGCCUCAUCCACGUGAAGGGCACCGAUGUGGGGGUCCACACCUUUCUAGGAAUUCCCUUUGCCAAGCCACCUGUAGGGCCACUGCGGUUUGCACCCCCAGAGCCCUCAGAAUCUUGGAGUGGCGUGAGGGAUGGGACCUCCCACCCGGCCAUGUGUCUUCAGAAUGCCACUAUGAUGAAUGCAGAGGCUGAGAGCCUGUUUAACAUAACUGUGCCUUCCACCUCCAUGUCUGAGGACUGCCUGUACCUCAGUAUCUACACACCUGCCCAUGCCCAUGAGGGCUCUAACCUGCCUGUGAUGGUGUGGAUCCAUGGUGGGGCGCUUGUUGUGGGAUCAGCUUCCAUGUAUGAUGGUUCUGCGCUGGCAGCCUUUGAGGACGUGGUGGUGGUCACUAUCCAGUACCGCCUGGGUAUCCUGGGCUUCUUCAGCACUGGAGACAAGCAUGCAACCGGGAACUGGGGCUACCUAGACCAAGUGGCUGCACUACGCUGGGUCCAGCAGAAUAUCGCCCAUUUUGGAGGCGACCCUGACCGUGUCACCAUUUUUGGAGAGUCUGCAGGUGGCGCAAGCGUGUCCUCACAUGUCAUAUCCCCCAUGUCCCGAGGGCUCUUCCACGGUGCAAUCAUGGAGAGUGGUGUAGCUCUGCUGCCUGACCUCAUCACUGGCUCGUCUGAUGCGGUGUCCACGAUGGUGGCCAACCUGUCUGCCUGUGACCAGGUGGACUCCAAGGCCCUGGUGGGCUGCCUGCGGGGCAAGAGUGAAGAGGAGAUUCUGGCUAUUAACAAGCCCUUCAAGGUAAUCCCUGGCGUGGUGGAUGGGGCCUUCCUGCCCAGGCACCCGCUGGAGCUGCUGGCCUCGGACGAGUUUCGACCCGUCCCCAGCAUCAUUGGUGUCAACAACGACGAAUGGGGCUGGACCAUCCCCAUGUUCAUGGGCUAUGACACCCAGAAGGAAGUGGACAGAGAAUCCAUGCAGGCUCUUGUGCAGAAAACUUCAGCAGAGAUGAUGUUGCCUCCUGAGACUGGUGACCUGUUGAUGGAGGAGUACAUGGGGGACAAUGAGGAUCCCCAGACCCUCCAAGCCCAGUUCCGGGAGAUGAUGGGGGAUGCCAUGUUCGUGAUCCCUGCACUCCAAGUAGCACAUUUUCAGUGUUCCCAUGCCCCCGUCUACUUCUAUGAGUUCCAGCAUCGGCCCUCCCUCUACAAGGACAUCAAGCCACCCCACGUGAAGGCCGACCAUGGCGACGAGAUUCUCUUUGUCUUCAGAAGCUCCUUCUGGGGCAGCCACAUUAAACUCACUGAGGAGGAGGCGCUGCUGAGCCGGAGGGUGAUGAAGUACUGGGCCAACUUUGCUCGAAAUGGGAACCCCAACGGCGAGGGUCUGCCCCACUGGCCCGUGUUUGACCAGGAGGAGCGAUACCUGCAGCUGAAUAUACAGCCUGCAGCGGGCCAGGCCCUGAGGGCCCGCAGGUUCCAGUUCUGGACAAAGACCAUACCCCAGAAGAUCCAGGAGCUAAUGGAGGCUGAGAAGAAGCACGUGGAACUGUAGCUCCCUGUGU